AGGAACGGGGCGGCGGGGAGAUGGCGGCCGAGCCGGGGCUGCCGGAGCUGGAGGCCCAGAAGCGGCUGGUGGAGGGCGACGGGCCUGGCCGGCCUGGGCGGGAGCGGCCGCUGCGGGCGGGAGAGAAGUGGUAUCUACUGGAGAAUCACUGGUACCAGCAGUGGAAGGCAUAUGUCGAAUCCGGGGACCAGAACUCCAGCUCUUUCCCGGGUCGGAUCAACAACGCCGAGCUCUUCGAAGAUUUGGAGUCGUACCGGUUGAAGGACAGGCUGGUGGAAUAUGAGGAGUACAUUCUGGUGCCGGAGGAAGUGUGGGACAAACUGGUGAGCUGGUAUGGCAUCGAGCGUGAGCAGCCACCCAUUGAACGCAAGGUGGUGGACUUGCCCAGCAUGCAGAAGGUGGAGGUUUACUUGGUGGACCUGUACCUCUGCCAGCACAGUGACAUGGACAACCCCAUUGUCGCCUCAUUCAGCCGCAUGGACGUUAUCGACAAUGUCCUUAAGGAAGCGCGGCGCCUCUUUGCUGUCCUGCCUGAGGAUGAAACGAGGCUCUGGGUGAAAAACGCAGAUGGGUCUUGCGAGAGGCUGCGGAACUUGCAGAUGACCGUACUGGACGCUUGCCUCAGUUCAGGGCAGAUGGUGAUAAUGGAGACCAGGAGCAAAGAUGGCACUUGGCCCAGCUCUAGGCCGCAUAUCAUGAAGAACUCUGUGGAGGAGGAAGAGCUGUACCAGGGCCAGCCAGGGGUGUGUGGCCUCACCAACCUAGGCAACACCUGCUUCAUGAACUCUGCCUUGCAGUGUCUGAGCAAUGUGCCUUCUCUGACGGAGUACUUCCUCAAGAAUUGCUACCUGGAGGAGCUAAACUUCACAAACCCCUUGGGCAUGAAGGGGGAGAUCGCAGAAGCCUACGGCGACCUCAUUAAGCAGCAGUGGUCUGGCCACCACCGCUCCAUCGUGCCUCGCAUGUUCAAGACCAAAGUGGGUCACUUUGCCUCCCAGUUCCUCGGCUACCAGCAGCACGACUCUCAGGAGCUCCUCUCCUUUCUGCUUGACGGGCUGCACGAGGACCUGAACCGUGUCAAGAAGAAGGAGUACAUAGAGCUGAAGGACGCGGCUGGGCGGCCGGAUGAGGAAGUAGCAGAGGAAGCCUGGCGCAACCACAAACGCCGUAACGACUCCAUCAUCGUCGACAUCUUCCACGGGCUCUUCAAGUCCACGCUGGUGUGUCCUGAAUGUGGCAAAGUUUCGGUGACCUUUGACCCCUUCUGCUACCUCAGCGUCCCCUUACCCGUCAGCAAGGAGCGAGUCAUGGAGGUUUUCUUCAUCUACAUGGACCCCUGCAAGAAGCCUGAGCAGCACAGACUGAUUGUCCCAAAGGCUGGGAAAGUGCUGGACCUCUGCUGCACCUUGUCCAAACACACAGGCGUCCCAGCUGAGCGGAUGAUGGUGGCGGACGUGUUUAGCCAUCGCUUCUACAAGAUCUAUCAGAUGGAAGAAUCCCUGAGCUGCAUUCUGGACCGGGAUGAUAUUUUCAUAUACGAGGUAUCGAUAUCCAUUCGGGAGGACCCUGCCACAGCAGACGCGGUGGUUUUGCCCGUGUACCUGCGAGAGCGCACCCACGGCCGCGAGUACAGCGACACCUACUACGGGGUCAUGCUCUUCGGCCACCCGCUCCUGGUCUCUGUGCCGCGGGACCAGCUCUCUUGGGAUGCUCUCUACCAGCUCCUUCUGCACCGGCUGUCCCGCUAUGUGACUCGACCAGACUCGGAGGAGGAAGAGGAGGAGGAAGAUCAAAGUGAGGAAGAGGACCUUUACAGCAAGCGGCCCAACGGGCUGAGUGAAGGGGAGGAGGAAGAGGAGGAAGAGACCACAGCAGAAGGCUCCACUAGCCAGGAACCCAGCUCGGAGACAGAGGAAAACCCCUCCGACGCGUCCGUGGGAGAGGAAGGAGCCGGUGUGGAGGGGAAGCAGAGCCCCAGCCCGUCCCCCCACCGGCCAGCCCAGUCCCCCCAGACUCCGUCUUCCAGCCCUAGCCCUCCUACGGCCAACCAGCCCAAGCGCAAGUGUUGCCUGCCACGGCGGCAAAAGCUGCUCUUCACCCUUCAGCCUGUCAACUCAAAUGGUACCAGUGAUCGGAUGGCUGGCCAGGAUGAGGGCAGCGCCGUCUCUUUCAACUCCCAACCAUACGUUGCCAUGGACUGGGAUUCUGACAUGAAGAAACGCUACUAUAACGAGGCAGAAGCUGAGGGCUACGCCAAGCACGACUGCAUGGGCUACACUCUGAAGAAGAACCCCGUGAGACUGCAGGAAUGUAUCGAGCUGUUCACCACCGUGGAGACGCUGGAGGAAGAAAACCCUUGGUACUGUCCCACCUGCAGAAAGCACCAGUUGGCCACCAAGAAGCUGGACUUGUGGUCACUGCCGGAGACCCUGAUCAUUCACCUCAAGCGCUUCUCCUAUACCAAGUUCUCCCGGGAAAAGCUUGAUACCCUUGUGGAAUUUCCCAUCCAGGACCUUGAUUUCUCUGACUUCAUCAUCAAGCCACGGAAGGACACUGACCGCACAGUGUACAAAUACGACCUUAUUGCUGUGUCCAACCACUACGGUGGCCUCCGAGAUGGGCACUACACUACGUUUGCCCGGAACAAGGACAGUGGGACGUGGUUUUACUUUGAUGACAGCAAUGUCUCUAUGGUUUCCAAGGCCCAGAUCGAGUCCAAAGCUGCCUACGUCCUCUUCUAUCAACGUCAGGACAAAAUCCGCCACCCGGCCCCCCUUCCUGUGGCCACGAGUACUACCGGUGCCGGAGAGCAGGAGGAGCACGAGGCCUGCUGCGCUCCCUUUCCCAGCCAGCCCCCGAGUCGAGACUUUAUGGACGUGGACUGACCCUCAUCCAGCCCUCCUCGCCUCUUCAUUGCAACCGAGGAAGGGGGGCCCAGGCAAGAGCCGUGCAUCUUCCUCUCACGAGACUGAAGCUGGCAGCUGGAUUCUCUGCAGGGGCAGCGGCUAAUCUUUCUCAGGCCUUGGAACAGGGGUAGAGCAGGGCUGGAGGACUCGAGAGGACUCACCCUCUGCUUAUUUCCCUGUGCGUUGCACAUAAUUUCCAUUGCUUCGAUGAGGCGUGGAGGGCUGUGUCCCACCCACCCCAUUAUAGGGCUGACGUGUUGCACCAGCAUUUUGUAAGAUAAAAAGGGGGGGCGGAGGACGUUUUCCUGUUCCUCCCUCUCAAAAACGUGGAGCUGUUCUCAGGGCUAGAGCUUCCAAAUUGGAGGUGUGUGUGUGGGGGGGGGGUUCUGUUGAGUGUGUCAUUCCUGCAGACUCUUGGGUGUGCUACCACUUCCUCCCCCCCCCCCCAAAAAACAGCAGGAGGUCCUCACCUUUCAGCAUCAGGUUGACCGACCACUUGCUGCUGCUUUUUAGAUCCCAAGGGUUCCUUCCCUGCAUCUUUUUUUUGUUGUUUGGGAAGACUUCAUAAAAGGCACCCUCUUUCUCUGCUGUGAUCCGCAGCCGGUUUGACACCCCUGCCUUUAACCUGGUUGCUGCAAGGUGCUGGAUGAAGGCUACGUUGUUCCCCCCCCCACCCAUUAUCAAGUGCCUCCUUCUCCUUCCCCUCCUCACAGUAGAGCAAUAAUUUCCACAGCCCUCCUACCACUGGACCUGCAUGCAUUUCUUGGGCAGUCUUUCAGCAUCCUGUUUUUUGAAGCCUCUCUGCAGCGAGGGCAAGUGCCGGCCCACUCGGCUAGGAUCCGCCGCCGCCGAGUCUUAGUGUCAAUGCCCGUCGGGGAGAACCGAGCUACGUUCAGCAUGUGCAGCCUCAGCAACGGUCCUACUCCCACCGUGGUUUGGGGGAGAGGAAUGCCACCGUUGCUUUCCCCUCUCCAGCCGCAUUAGUUGGGGUCGGGGCAGGGGAGCAUAGCGAGUGUUGUCAGAGACGUUCCUUGGCCCUGAGAGUUGGCGAGACGACUUCCCCUGCCCGCUCGGCGUCUUGACUACUCACUCCUACUGCUGCUUCCAGGCUCAGGGAUCACACUGGUUUGUAAAUAGGUUUCUGUGCGCACAGUAGGGCAGGGCAGGACACGGGCGGAGGCAGCCAAGCGUGGAGCACUCGCUGACUGCAGGAGCGCAGAGUAUUUUCUUAAGGAUUUGGGGAAGAAAUUUUCUUCACUGGACUUGUGGGGCUCUCUCUUUUUCCCUUGUGAGUUUUUUAAGAAAAUAUUUUUGGCAUGUGGCAAAACCUGUACAUAAAAAACUUCAU
Molecule: messenger RNA, 4254 nt
Organism: Eublepharis macularius
Lineage: Eukaryota; Metazoa; Chordata; Lepidosauria; Squamata; Eublepharidae
Gene: USP11
Product: ubiquitin specific peptidase 11
Exons: 21
Coding region: 21-2885 (954 amino acids)
Biological process (GO): protein deubiquitination
Molecular function (GO): cysteine-type deubiquitinase activity
Source: RefSeq, a predicted model, not a curated record